CCAAUGAUGACUAACGGACAGGGAAAUGUCAAGAUCUGAAUGGGUGAUAUGGGCCAAGCGAAUCUCGCAUGUGAAUCAUCAGCAGGGCCUAAACAAAGCUCCACUUUCCUCUGUUAGUCUCGACGCAAUGGAUUUCACAGCCUAUAGAAGUGAAGAGCAGAAGGAGGGGCAGAGAAGGGGAGGGAAAGAGGAGGGACCUGUUGGCUCCUGCAGUGGAGGUCAGGGGAGUAGCUGCGGGACUCCAACUUUUAGAACAAUCAAUUUCUCCUAAGAGACAGUGGGAGCCGGACUGGAGUGGAUGGCACGGGACGUGGAUACGCAAAUGUUGUAACGUUGAACGGGACUGGGCUUUGGAGAUAAACCUGUGGAGUUUGAAAGCUGGAAUACAACCAACUUUUAGCUUGGGGCACUUGACAAACUUGAGAGGAGACCAUCUCUGAGGAAAAGCAGACACACAGGCCAGUCCGGAUGGCAGGCGCUUGGGGGUCAGCCUGCACUGGACUCCGGCUCUAGCAGCCCACUGGGCCCUCACUUCAACUAGGAACAUUUCACAGCAGGACGUGUGCCCAUGAGGUCGUUGACACUGGUCCUGCUCUUCCUGAUCAGCGUCCAGGCUGCAUUCAACAUGGGAGGCCACACGCAAGCGCAGGGGCCAGCCAAUCAGCAUGCAGCAGCAGAACGUUCACCCAGGUCUCCCGGCCAUCCCAAACAACAGGACACACACUACGAUGAUGAGAUUCCCACCGUGGACCCCAAAAUCUUCAACAAGCGGCGAUACCGCUCACCUCGCGUGCUCUUCAGUGAGGUGAUCCCUCCGGAGGGAGAAACGGGAGCCUCCAGGCGCCCACGUUUUCGCCGGAGGGCUAAUGAGUUUUUGCAUCGUGGCGAGUACUCCGUGUGUGACAGCGAGGAACACUGGGUCGGCAACCUGACCCGUGCCACAGACUUGGCGGGCAACGAAGUCACGGUGCUACCGCACGUUCGCAUCAACAACGUGGUUAAGAAGCAACUGUUCUACGAAACCACGUGCCGUGUGUCGAAACCCAGCGGGUCCCCCAAGCCGGGUCAGGGCGCCAGUGGCGUUAAAGCUGGCACCUCGAGCUGUCGUGGUAUCGACCACAGGCACUGGAACUCUUACUGCACCAACACGCACACCUACGUGCGGGCGCUGACGUCCUACAAAAAUCAGAUCGCCUGGAGGUUCAUCCGAAUCAACGCUGCAUGCGUGUGCGUGCUCAGCCGCAACUCGUGGAGGCUCUGACUGAUAAACUGACUGGUGUCUCGGGCCAACCCGCUACAGCCUCCCGUUCUACAUCCCUCCCAUCUGUCGACCAUAACAACCUUACUGCCAACAACGGUGUACGAGAGCCCGCCCCUUGUCUUUUCUCUUUAUGACAUCGCAACCCAGUCCCCUCCUACCCUACCUCACUCUGUAAAUUAUUGGUUAAGUUAUGAGGACUGCAUGACAUAUUUAUAUAGUUUGUACGGUCAGAAUAUAAAUAUAUAUAUAAAUCUAUAUAAAUGUGUAUAUACAGUAUACAUAAGCAAGCUUUGUUUGUGUUGUUGAUGCUUUUAUUUAUUAAACACCUCACUUGUGUAUGUCAAUGCAAGACUGAUUUCUAUUCUAUUCUCGUUUGGUAUUCAGAAAUAAUUAUUACAGUGUGCUGUCUAUUAUUUAAAUAUGCAAUAAAAUUUCAGUUUAAAGCGACGAAGAGUUUAACUGAUGGAAAUAAGC
This is a messenger RNA of Triplophysa rosa, 1735 nucleotides long. RefSeq names its product nerve growth factor a (beta polypeptide) (gene ngfa). The record is from RefSeq and is a predicted model, not a curated record. The coding region runs from base 569 to 1261 and encodes 230 amino acids. The transcript is spliced from 3 exons. NCBI's taxonomy places the organism in Eukaryota, Metazoa, Chordata, Actinopteri, Cypriniformes, Nemacheilidae. Gene Ontology annotation, molecular function: growth factor activity; nerve growth factor receptor binding. Gene Ontology annotation, biological process: positive regulation of peptidyl-serine phosphorylation; nerve growth factor signaling pathway; negative regulation of neuron apoptotic process.